Molecule: messenger RNA, 423 nt
Organism: Haemonchus placei
Lineage: Eukaryota; Metazoa; Nematoda; Chromadorea; Rhabditida; Trichostrongylidae
Source: the annotation of a GenBank genome assembly
UAUUAGAUAGAGCGUGUCCUGGGCCUACUGUAGACCGGCAUAAGUAAGACAGUACACCUUUCCAUGAAACGUUCCUGGCAACGUGGGCAAGUCCCAUUAAAUUUUGUCGUCGUCGAUAUCAGUGUUAUCGUCCCAUCGAAUGAAACAUAUGGCACAGAACCCUUUAUCACUGUUUAGUUCGUCAGCUUUGACAGCUCUCGCGAUGCGCAUCCUCUUCUGAUUCCGCCGGACCUCUUCGCUCAUGACUUCAAUGUACUGAAACAGUACCAUAUUCAACAAGAACUCCUUCACUUGUUCGAAUCCGACCACUCCACUGCUGAAACUCUUCUCUCGAGUCCUCUCAAGCGGUAUAGCGGUCGGAUUGUCUAUCCAUAUUCAACACGAACUCCUUCACUUGUUCGAAUCCGACCACUCCACUGCUGA